GUGAUGCGGCCCGCAUAUAUUCCCCGGCAGGACUAGCUUCUUUUAAAGACAGCCUCCUCUUCCGCGUCGCUUUCCACUCCAGUGAUGUGGCGUAUUUGUGUGGCGCACCUGUAAAGAGCGAGACACGGGGCAGAAAGCCGGGCUCUUUUUUUGUUUCAUUAUUUGAUUCCUUUUUCUUUCUUCUGUUGGCUUUGGAUUUUUUUUUUUUAUCUUCCCCCCUCUCCCUUCCUCCUCCUCCCUUUUACCUUUUUGUUUGUUUCGUGCAUUUGCUGAAACGAUAUCAUUCCUGUUUUUUUGAUUUAAUAAAACAUUUUAUUUUUCUCAUUUUAUCUCGUUUGUGUUGGCUUUUUUGUUAUGUUUCCAAGUUUGAACUAAAAAGAGAGAGAGAAAGAGAGCGCGGAAUCCACAUCAUUUGACCAGGUGUUUCAUUCAGAGAUUGUUUGCCCCAAGGACGCCCCUAACUUUCGUUUAUAGAAACGUUUAUUUAGGACGUGCGCGUUCCCGCCACCGCCCCCAUAUGCUUCACGAAGACUUCGACCAAACAUUUGUCUUCAGGGACUUCAUUAAAUACCCGCGGCGCCACUUCAACAUCUCGAGACGACAACUCCAAACUAACAUGGCAGUCAGACUGUGUGAUGUGGCUUCUCUGCUUAGAAGUGGUUCGUGGGCGCCUGAGCCUUGGACUGGGGUAAUUGCGACCAUGGAAACACAGCUGUCCAAUGGGCCAACGUGCAACAACACGAGCAAUGGUCCCUCAACAAUCUCAAACAACUGCUCCUCACCAGUAGAGUCGGGGAGCAUAGAGGACAGUAAAACUAACUUGAUAGUCAACUAUCUGCCUCAGAACAUGACCCAGGAGGAGCUGAAGAGUUUGUUUGGAAGUAUUGGAGAAAUCGAAUCCUGCAAACUGGUUCGAGACAAAAUAACAGGGCAGAGCCUAGGCUAUGGAUUUGUCAAUUAUGUGGAUCCUAAAGAUGCAGAAAAGGCCAUCAAUACCUUAAACGGCUUGAGACUUCAGACUAAAACCAUCAAGGUUUCCUAUGCGCGCCCAAGCUCCGCUUCCAUCAGAGAUGCAAAUUUGUACGUCAGUGGCUUACCAAAAACCAUGACGCAGAAAGAACUUGAACAGCUCUUCUCUCAGUACGGACGAAUUAUUACCUCGCGUAUCCUGGUGGACCAGGUGACCGGUGUUUCUAGGGGGGUCGGCUUCAUCCGUUUUGACCGGCGAAUUGAGGCUGAGGAGGCAAUCAAGGGUCUGAACUGUCAGAAGCCACCUGGUGCAACCGAACCCAUUACAGUCAAGUUCGCAAACAACCCGAGCCAGAAGACCAGUCAGGCGCUGCUGUCUCAGCUGUAUCAGUCUCCCAAUCGAAGGUACCCAGGACCCCUCGCACAGCAGGCACAACGUUUCAGGUUGGACAAUUUGCUGAACAUGGCCUAUGGAGUCAAAAGCCGGUUCUCCCCCAUGGCCAUUGACGGGGUGACCAGUCUGGCUGGCAUCAACAUCCCGGGGCACGCGGGGACCGGCUGGUGCAUCUUCGUCUACAACUUGGCUCCAGAUGCGGACGAAAGCAUCCUGUGGCAGAUGUUCGGGCCUUUCGGCGCCGUUACAAACGUCAAGGUCAUCCGCGACUUCAACACAAACAAGUGCAAAGGAUUUGGUUUUGUCACCAUGACUAAUUACGACGAGGCGGCCGUGGCCAUUGCCAGCUUGAACGGAUACCGCCUCGGGGACAGAGUUCUGCAAGUCUCGUUCAAAACCAACAAAACACACAAAGCCUAAAAAAACCCACUGAGAUUGUUUCUAGAAAACUCACCAAGGAAAAAGAAAAUGGAAGCAUAUUGACCGUAACUUUCUACAUUAGUAAAACAUCUUUGUAAUCUAUAUUUAGAGUCCAACAAUGUUUUUGUUUUUCCUCAUUGCAACACUUUGAAUAUUUUAAUUAGUUUAAAGCAUAAAAAAAACCCCAGCAGGACUUAAAACCUGACAUUGAAUCUCGCUGUCUUCACAGAUGGAUUACCUAUAAGGUUACUACAGUUUUCUUGAUUUUUCUUGCACAUUACGUUUGAUACCGUUAGUCUCGUAAGGUUAUGUGUUGUGAUUUUUCUUUGUGUCCUGAUUUGCCAUCGGCGCGUUACGCUUUGAGUGGUUAGCAAGUACUUAUUUUGAGCCGUUUCUGUUAGUUUAUUGUACUGAGUUGGUAAUUGGUUGGCUGCAUAAUGUUGCUUCUUGUAAACCUAACGGAUAAAAAGACAAAAAAAAUUCUUAAAGCAGUACCUUGCCAAAGAGCUAAGAACCUCUUUGAUGUGGGUUUAAAAAAAAAGCAUCUAUUUUUAUAAAAGAAAAAUUUGGAGAAACUUUUUACUGGACCUGGAACAAAAUAUUUUGACUUGGAUACUUUGAGAAAUAUCUUCAUAUGACACCUUGUGAGCUUUUGAACUUUAAAUGGAAAGUUUGCAGUGGUUGAUGUUUCUGGAGAGAUUUAUGAUGUAAAAGAUACCUUUUGAGAUCUUUGUAUUACCUUUAGAUUACAGAAUCGGCACCAGUGCUGGUUUCAUUUGUAAAUCAUCUUGUGGGUCCUCCUUCAUCCCGGUCGUCUGCUCGACUACAAACUCGCUUUUCUGAUUUUUAGAUUUGGAAACUGACAAAAAUAAAGAUGGAGAUUUAUUUGCUUCAAAAAAGUGCAUGCAAAAUUACAGUAAGGAGAGAUCUUAAAAGGAUCUGGGGGAUUAAAAUCAGUUCUUCCUCUAAGAUUUCCUUCAGAUGGAGCUCAUGGUGUUUUUGUGGUGUACCUACGGUAUCAUUAGACGGAUUUUUGUCUUAAUAUUGACCAUUAGGGGUUUUUACAUUGUAUGAAAGAUUGUGGAUAAGCUGAUGAAGGCAGCCGCAAGAAAGUCGGAAGAAUCAAAUGGAUAACUUCUGAGCUUUGAGCUUUGUAAAUAAGUCUUUUUUUAUGUUGUAUUAAGCAGACCUUUUUUUGGUUCUAGGUUAGACUUUGUUGGAAAGUGUGAUUAUACCUUUUUUUUCCAGAGUAUGUAAGAUAUUGUUUUUGAAGCCUUUAAUUUCCCUGAGGUUAAAAGAUUUUAUUUGUCGUCCUAUGGACUAGCAUUUCAGUGCAUCAAAUAUGUUGGUUGUUUGGUCUGUAGAUAGUCUUGCUUUGUUGAAAAAAAGUAUUAAAGUAUAGACUUUUUUUUUUUUUUAAUAUAUAUAAACAUUAUAGAUAUAUAUUUAUGUGGUAAAGAAUGGAUAUAAACCACAGUUUGGAAAUACUUUGAUUUCUUUCAUACUCAUAUAUAUGUAAUGCAUAUAACCUGUCUUUAAAAUCGUAAAAAGGUGUAUAUUGCUUUAUAGUGUUUGGGGAAGGACAGUGAAGCAGUUGCAUUAACAUCGACAAAAACCAUUAAAAAAAGAAAUUGGCUGCUAAAUUUCCUUAAACAAGAUCAUCAUGACCAAACGUCUAGAUGCACUGAUUACUGCACCUGCAUCCUGGUUGGUGUUUCAGCCAGUUACUAGUCAUGCUUCCCCCCUCAAACGAGCAGUGUGCUAUGCAUUAUAGAGUUCUUUGCAACUGCUUUUUUUUCUUUAUCUAUUUCCUCCUUUUGUUGUUACUUGUAAAAGUUAAACUUUAAGUCAAGAUGAGUUGUGAUACUUGCUGCUGUGGGGGGAGACGGGGAGCACAUUUUUCACGCCCGACUUACUGCCGUUAAUCUUUUUCAUUUAGAAACCUUUUAAUGAUGGUUUGGUCUUUGCGAAUUUUGCUGAUGGUCCGGCGUGAAAAACCGCUCCCUCCAACCCUGUCUUAUCUCACUACUUAAUGGGAUUAUUUAUUUGAAGUUGUAUAGUCGAACUUGGUUUACAGCAUUUUUGGAGCAGAAUAUCUUUUGACUAUUUAAGAGGAUGUACAUGUUCUUUACUUUGUGUUUGGAUACUUUGGAUUUUUUCAAUGUUCAGUACAUCAAUAAAUAAGUUUGAAGGGCAAA
Messenger RNA from Xiphophorus maculatus (southern platyfish), 3981 nucleotides. It is a transcript of the gene elavl2, whose product is annotated as ELAV like RNA binding protein 2. The record is from RefSeq and is a predicted model, not a curated record. Gene Ontology annotation, cellular component: ribonucleoprotein complex. The coding region runs from base 518 to 1783 and encodes 421 amino acids. NCBI's taxonomy places the organism in Eukaryota, Metazoa, Chordata, Actinopteri, Cyprinodontiformes, Poeciliidae. The transcript has 9 exons. Gene Ontology annotation, molecular function: RNA binding.